CAUGUUGUUACUUUUCACUCUUUUUUCCGGAAGCGGAAGCAUUGUACUUGAAGUUUUGGAAUAGUUUUGGCAGAUGAUUCAGUGCACUAGAUACUUUCUAACUAUCCGCGUGCGAUCAUCAUCACGUCCCGUUGAGAUGGUGAACCGUCCUCCACUGUAGUAUCCUGUCCAAGCUAAGGACAUGGAGGAGUGCGAGUCCCCCCCUGCCAGAGUCAAGAGGAUGGCCUGGGCUCAGAGCCGAGGCUCCUGGCAAGCUUCUGAGUCUCAGGACCAGGGCGCAGAGGAGCCGCUGUCUGAACAGCCUAUGGAGGAUAAGACUCCGACAGCCUCAGAAACAGGUCGUAAACCAAAUCAAGUAGAGAACUGGCUCAGGACCUGCAGGACUCCUCUCGGGGCCUCUUUGGAUGAACAAAGUGGCACUCCGUCCAGAGGACCAUUGAAGAAUGGCUGCAGCUUUGAAGAUGACCUGUCCCUGGGAGCUGAGGCCAAUCACCUCCAGAAGAGCAGCACAAAAAUGGUGGCCAAUGGCUAUGAAAUCGCAGCUGAGGCCAAAAGGAGCCAGUUCAAGCAGAAGGGCAGAAGUAUGAACUCCACAGGCUCUGGAAAGAGCAGCACCACUGUGUCCAGCGUGUCAGAACUUCUGGACCUGUAUGAGGAGGAUCCAGAGGAGAUCUUGUACAACCUCGGCUUUGGGCUUGAGGAGCCUGACAUCGCCUCAAAAAUUCCUUCUCGUUUCUUCAACUCCUCUUCUAGCGCCAAGGGCAUCGACAUCAAGGUUUACCUGGGAGCCCAGAUUCAGCGCAUGGAGCUGGAGAACCCAAACUAUGCCCUGACAAGUCGGUUCCGUCAAACAGAAGUUCUGGCCACGGUGGCAAACGUCUUCUCUGAGAUCUACUCCCAAGUGUCUGGAAGACCCAUGGAGAGAAUCUGCAGUGGCGACACGGAGACUAAAACCCCCACUCCAUUAAAAAGGAAUAAUUCCGCUCUAAAUGUAGCCAAGAUCCUAAAACGGAACAUUACGAAACAGAACCUGUUGGCCUCUGCCAUGGAAGGAGCAGCCAAACCUCUUUCAGCGCCUGACACUGACAACACAGAAGGUGCAAUCUCUGACGCACGGGCCGGACUCAUGGAUACCGAGCACAAACCACAGCAGAAAGGCUUUAGGAAAAAAGAUUCAUCUCUGGCCACAGUGACUGAAGAGGCCCAGCAAAGUAUCUCAGAGGCUUCAGUCAAUGGAGACCUCCCAGAACCUUUGCCCAAGGACUCUACGUUAAUGAAUGGUGACCAGUCCACUGAGACACCAGCUCUGGAUAAACACAUGCCACAUUCCCCCGUCCAGGUGAACAUCAGUCGGGUGUCCGACGAGAGUGACUUCAAGAAACCUGAGUGCCAGGAUACCAUCACUUCCACCCUAGAUAAAGAACCGUCCAACCUGUUGCCCAACCCACACAUAGCCCAUCUGCUCAGCCAGCCCAGAGACUCGUUUGAAAUGGAGGAGUUGCAGAGUAAUGAGGAUGAAGCUCUUCCUGGUCCUGGUGGCAUGUCUCGAGCUGGCAGCGAGAGGUUAUUGAGGACUGCCAGCCAGCAGUCUGACAGCAGCGGGUUUGCUGAGGACCCAUCCACAGACGGUUCCGGUAAUCACCUGAAGGUACAGGAAAGCUCAGAUAGCUGUGACAGCGAAAACACAGUGACAUCACAUGCAGGAGAAGUCAGAACAUCCAUAUCAUUGGAGUACCCCAACUUUGAGAGGUUACAGUUUGAGGAAGCCCAUCCUCAGUCCAACAAAGGGACAUUUAGCCAGAGUGGAGCCAACCGAGAAGUCCCUGAGAUCACCAGCCUCCAGAUUCCCAGUUCAGACUCUGACAAUAUUAGCACCAAUGGACCGCUCCUUUCUCCUGACUCUGAUAGGGCUUCCAUAGUUGAAUGCAAUUUCAACACAGCACAAAAACCCACCAGAGACUCUCCAGAAGUGGAUUUGAGUACGAUGGUAGAUCCUGCAACAGAUUCCAUCUUGGAUGUAGCUCAUAAAGGCAACCUAUCCCAGCCUGGUUUAGGCAUAGAUCUCGACUCUGAGGAUUUACAUCCAUCCUCCGGACCAGAGUCUUCAGAUCUUCCAGAGUCUUCAGAUCUUAAGCAAUGCCACCCUACAACUCAAAGAAGACAAAUGGCCCUCCAAACAGCCCAUCAGAGGUCAUCCUCUGUGGACGAGGAACAUCCCGGCCGCGUAUGGGUGAGGGACAGGAACUUGCUGAGGGAAAGCUUGGAGAGGAAUCCUUUAAGGAGAUCUAGCUCCCUCCCAACACCUCCGCUCAGCCCAGCUCGAGUGGUCACCUCCAUGAGAAUCCAACUCGGAAAGGGUUCGGUCAAGCAUUGUACCCCACCCUCAUACUCGUACCGCUACGAUGGAGAGAAUCGCAGUGACCGAGAAGAAGUGGAUUCCAUUAUGGAAGAAGAUGAAGUGGAUCAUGCUGGUGGCCAAUCAGUUCUCUUAAAUUCUGCUCCAGCAGGUGGUUUAAAGACAGGCAGGGGAACACCACCACACCUUCUCAAUAUACCCCAGCAUCUGACUCGCUCUUCCAGCUCGCUUUAUAGCGUCCCUGCAGACUGGCCUCAGAGGCCCUUGGGAGAAGGUCCAAACUGGAGCACAAGUAGCGUCCCAAACCUUAGUCAAUUUACAGGUCCGGGCCACCCUGCUCCUCUUCCUCCUCAUGGGUCCUUCUACUCUCCACAUCAAGGAGUGGCCUACAACUCCUCAUACCCUACCAGGCUUCCCCACCACAAUCCCUACCCACAACCACAGAGCUCACCACAUCCUCAACCUCUUCAGAGCAAUACAUUUACUCCACCACAGGGGGCGCCAUUUACACCCCAUCACAGUAUGCAUUAUGCUCAUCCUCACAGUGUGCCUUACAGCCCGUUCUACUCACCUUAUCACGUUACUCAGGGAGCUCCCUUCGGCCCCUCGUUGAACAUGCACGGCAACCUGUAUCAACCUCACGUCCCUCUCGCGCAAUCCCACAGCGCCCCCUACAGUCUGGGCUACAAUGGUUCUCCUCAUCACCCUGGCGCCCCCUACAGUCAUCCUUAUUAUCCAUCUCCCCCCUUCCCUUGCUCAUUUGAGACGCCUCCUGCCCCCGUACCUGCAAUGGGAAGCACAGAGAUGCAGCUCAGGAGGGUCCUACAUGACAUUCGUGGGACAAUGCAGAAUCUUGGUCAGAGCUCAUCUGUGCACGGAGGACACACACCCACUGACAGGAUCAGUACACCACGCUCUGUCCAACUGCUUUAUGAGGAGCUCCAGAUGCGGCGCAGGAGUCUGAAUGUCUUCCGGACUCAGAUGAUGGAUCUGGAGCUGGCUCUCAUGAGACAGCAGUCAAUGGUCUUCCAGCAUCUUAGUCCAGACGAGAGGCGGGAGGCAGAACAACUUCAAGCACUGCGGACUGCAGUCAGGCAGGAGCUACAGGACUUGGAGCUGCAGUUGGAAGAUCGUCUGCUGUCCCUGAAUGAACAGAUGCGCAGCAGCUCACAGCACAGCAACCUCUACCGACACCACAUGGGCAUGCACAGAGGUCACAGCAUGGACAGCCUGUCUAAUUCUUCAGCACUGCGGGCCAUGGAGCCGGUGACGGACCUCCUGAAGGAGCAAUUGUACCUUCAGUCUGAACUGGGAUAUGAGGCUGUCACACCCAGUUCUGGCCGCUCAUCGAGGGCUUCCAGCCCUGGAAGACUCAACCAGACGCUCGAGUCUUGCUUUUCUUCCCCGCAGGGAGGCAGCGUUUAUCGGGCCACCCUUAAUCUCACCCCCACCGUCCCUCCACGGCCUGGAAUGGAGGUUGCUCGGCCCGUUUCUCCAGAGAGGAUGGAGGAGAGCGUGAUACCUGCUUCCUUGGAGUUGAACAGAGAUGAGGAUGAGAUGUCACUGGAUGGUCGCAGGAGCAGGUCGACAGAGGUGUGCACUCCCACUGAAUGGAGGAGUAGAGGUGGAGGGAAUGGUGACCUGCAGCAUCUCAUACAGGAGAUUAAAGAAAGUAUUGCACAUGAAAUCAGGCAGGAGAUUGUGAACGAGCUUCUGGCUGCUGUGUCACCACAUAGAUCUCCUCUCCCAGCCAGGAAGCCCCCUGUGUAAGAAUCAUAACAGAAUGGAGGUUGGUUUUGAUGGACCACAUUAUGCACAAUACAGAACUGUUUUGAACUUUUUGAAAUAAGUCUCUUAUGCUUACCAAAUCUGCAUUUAUUUGAUUACAACACAGUAAAAACAUAAUAUUGUGACACAUUAGUACUGUUUUCUAUUUUAAUAUGUUUUAAAAUUUAAUUUAUUCCUGUGAUGGCAAAGCUGAAUUUUUAGCACCAUUACUUCAGUCCUCAGUGUCACAUGAUCCAUCAAAAAUCAUUCUAAUAUGCUGAUUUGGUGCUAAAGUAAUAGUUCUUGUUGGGAAAAAAAAGUCACUUGAAAAAUAUUCAGCAUUCUAUUCAAUAUUUGUGUGGGCUGUGUAAUUUUACUCUCAAUAGAAGGCAACAGGAAGGCAGCUCACUGGGUUUUGGAACAAUCUUAUCAAUCAAUAUUACUGUUUUGUUUCCUUCGGCAGGUGAAGAAGAAGUAAAUCCUGUGAAAUAGUCACAAUGAACACUGGUAAAAGCUUUGCACUGAGAACGCCCCAGCACCUCUCUCUGCUUCGGUCUGUGAAGCCCUUCCAGACUCGACUGCUUCUGGACUUUAAAGCUGCAGGGAAUCUGCUCAUGCAUUUGAGUCCAGAUUCCACGUUUGCAGUGGUUGAGAUCUUCCACUGUCCGAAUCCACAAAGGGCACACAGCUUAUUGUGAUAUCCGUCUGGUACAUAUUACUGCAAUGUAAUGAAUCUUUUGGGAUGUAUUCAAGUAUGUGAUGCAGGUCUUAUUGGAUGUUUGCAGCAGUUGAAAAGAUUUGUGGGAGACUAAAGUUUUCUGUGCAAGUGUGUCUUUGUCUAGGACAAAAAUGUCUACUGUAAUCAGACUUGUUUUCUAAUUCAGCCUCUGUGAGGAACUAAACUAACUGUGCAAUACAUUUCACUUUUUUCUCUCAAACUUGAACUGACCAGUCACAACUACUGUUCUGCUCACCGCUGUCUUCAUUUCCUGUUGAUGGUCACAUACUGUAUGUAUAGACACUUAAGUCUUCAAAGCACAUUCAUAAACAUACUGUCCUGUGAGAAGAAAAAAGCACUAAAUACUAUAUAUAUACAUUAGCACGUCCAUAAAAUAUAUUUUUAUUCUUGCAAACA
Carassius carassius (crucian carp) is the source of this 5258-nucleotide messenger RNA. RefSeq names its product protein ITPRID2-like. The transcript is spliced from 18 exons. The record is from RefSeq and is a predicted model, not a curated record. Lineage: Eukaryota; Metazoa; Chordata; Actinopteri; Cypriniformes; Cyprinidae. The coding region runs from base 182 to 4126 and encodes 1314 amino acids. Gene Ontology annotation, molecular function: signaling receptor binding.